AUGCAGAGCGAACGCUUGUUAAAGGUGUUGGUGGUGGGAGAUUUGGGGGUAGGAAAGACCGCUAUAAUUCGGCGCUAUGUGCACCAGGUUUUCUCUCGGCAUUACCGCGCUACUAUAGGAGUGGACUUCGCUCUCAAAGUGCUGCACUGGGACCCACUCACUGUCAUCCGCCUUCAGCUGUGGGACAUCGCUGGACAGGAGCGCUAUGGGAACAUGACCCGCGUCUACUACCGUGAAGCAGUAGGGGCUCUGGUUGUUUUUGACAUGACCCGAGUUUCUACUUUCCAAGCUGUGCUCAAAUGGAAGGGAGAUCUGGAUGCUAAAGUGGCUCUCAGUAAUGGUUACCCGGUACCAGCUGUUUUGCUGGCAAACAAGUGUGACCAGCAGAGAGACGGCAUGUGUGCCAAACUGCCCAAGCUGGAGACUUUUUCAAAAGAGCAUGGCUUUGUGGGAUUGUACAUGACAUCAGCGAAGGACAGCACAAACAUUGAUAAAGCCAUCAUGUGUCUGGUUAAGCACAUCAUGGCCAGCAAUGUGGAAAACAGCCCUGUGGACCCCGACCCCAAUCUAGUGAUUCUUCCUGCGAGUGACUACAACCUACACAAACAGAAUCAUUCCAGCUGUUCAGCCUGUUCCAGAAUAUACAAGCCUUCCAAAGAUUCCGGAUUCUUCUAGCUAAAUAUGAAAGAAUCGAACUCACUGCUACUCUAUCCAGGAUAAAGCGGUGGUAAAACAGACAAUGAAUGAAUGAACUUGAUAACUGUUAAUAUAGUACAUGUAUUUACUUGGUUUUAAAGCAGUACUAAAUUA
Molecule: messenger RNA, 810 nt
Organism: Trichomycterus rosablanca
Lineage: Eukaryota; Metazoa; Chordata; Actinopteri; Siluriformes; Trichomycteridae
Exons: 3
Coding region: 1-675 (224 amino acids)
Biological process (GO): endosome to lysosome transport; phagosome-lysosome fusion
Cellular component (GO): Golgi apparatus; lysosome; trans-Golgi network
Molecular function (GO): GTP binding; GTPase activity
Source: RefSeq, a predicted model, not a curated record